Molecule: messenger RNA, 2310 nt
Organism: Malassezia vespertilionis
Lineage: Eukaryota; Fungi; Basidiomycota; Malasseziomycetes; Malasseziales; Malasseziaceae
Gene: SRP68
Product: signal recognition particle subunit srp68
Exons: 1
Coding region: 1-2310 (769 amino acids)
Biological process (GO): SRP-dependent cotranslational protein targeting to membrane
Cellular component (GO): signal recognition particle, endoplasmic reticulum targeting
Molecular function (GO): 7S RNA binding; endoplasmic reticulum signal sequence receptor activity; signal recognition particle binding
Source: RefSeq, a predicted model, not a curated record
AUGGAUGUGCGUGUGGAAGAACAGGCUCUCCCCCCCUCGCUCGGCAUCGUGGCAUUUCCCGUGCUGAAGCUCGUGCGAGAGGCACGCAAUGAACAUGGCAUGCGCCACCAGGACUGGGAGCGCUACCGCCGCUUUUGCACGAAAAAGACGCAUCGUGUCCGCCGAGCGCUGCGCUUGACGCAUGUCGACGAGUCCAGUGUGCAAGGCAAGAAAGCGAGUGCGUCCAAGAAUCGCAAGCGACGCAUUUGCAUAACGCCCGAGAUGCAGCGCGCAGCUGAUAAAGACAAAAGCCAUGCCUUUACGCGCAAGGAAAUCGCACUCGAGCAAAUCCAGGACGCGCGGCCCUUGGAGCUCUUGCUCUUUGAGGCGGAGCAUUGCCUUGCAUCUGCCGAGGAGUUGUGGGCCGCACAAGAUAGCAGCGAUAUUUCCAGGGCAGUGCUGCGUCGGCGCAGCAUUGCGCGCGGGCGCCGCGCCGUGCAAUUUGCCGAGAAGUUAGAGGUGCUAGCAGACGCCAUGAACAAUCAUUUGGAUGCCGUGGAGCGUGCACAGUGUGCGGCCUAUGUCGGUCUAGUAAAGAGCGCUGUGCUAUUUAUCAAAGGCGAUUGGGAGCUCGCGUUAACGUCCUGUGCAGUUACACGCAGCCUGUUUGCCAAGAUUGCAGAGAACAGCGCAACGAGCCGCGACGAGGCACUCGCAAGCAGCUUUUUGGAUGCUCUCGAUGCUCAAGUGCGUUUUGCCGCGUAUUCAGUGGACGACAAGACUGGCGACACAGCCGCCAUUGUCCAGCGCGUUGCUACGCGCGACGCUUGUGCACGUACAAUCCCCGGCUACGUAGAGCGUGUCGACCAGCUCGAGAAAGAGCAUGCUGGAUUGGAGGCUACCGAGCCGCUGCAUCUUAAAUGGCGUUCCCAUGAUAUCCCACUCCGCAGUUUCGAAGUGCACGAUACGGUUGCGCAGGUGAACAAGGAGCAGGCGCGCUUGGAGCAGUACCUCUCCGAGCAUGGGUCCACCCGCGAGCCUACACAGCGCACACAUGCGCCUCGCACACGUCUUUCUCAUGCCGCACGCAAUGCAAAACGCGCUGGCGGCGUGCGCACGAUUCGCUCGGCCGGCGCACAGCGCGCUAACCACGGCGAGCUGGAUCCGUUCGACCGCGUUUUGGGCGCUCUCACCGAUGCAGAAGACGCCGUGCGUAUUCUUGUUGAUGACAAUGCACAGGCAUUGGCAAAAAGUCAUUCUGCACGCUACGAGGCAGCCGGCCAGCAGCUGCGCCAUGCUCACGAGCUCAUUCUUUAUCGCUUGCUCUGUGUGCGCAUCGCACGGAAUGUGCGCCUGGCCGACGAGGUCGAGGCGAAAGCGCUGAAGCGUGGGGCCAAGGCACGGGCUAUGCUUGACGCGCGUCUUUUUGUACAGGCGCCCAGUAUCGCGCGCCCCAGCGCCAAGCCAUCGCAGCCCGGCGCACGCGCAAAAAGACCCCGCACAACGCCAAAAUCUUUCAAAAGGAAGCACGCUCGGAGCGGACAACAUGUGCGCGCUCUUGCACUCCGUAAUAUGCAAUCUGAACGCGCCGUGCACGUCGCUACGGCCAAGGCAGAGCGCCGUGCCCUGCGCACGGUGCCGGGCAUUGCCAAAUUGCUGGAAAAUAUCGACAGUUCUCUUUUGGGAAUUGGCGGUCUGGUGGUCGUCGAAGGUGAGCCGGAUGUGUCGAGUUUGAUGGAAGCCAAGCGGUUUUAUUACAAUGCAGUGCUGCUCAAGUACCUCGCGCGCGCAUUUAUGCAGCACUCGCUCUUUGCAGAGGCUGCGCUGCUUCUGCAGCGUGCCGAGCUUUAUGUGCGCCAGGCAGCCCAGUCGCUCGAGCUUGCAGACGGUGCGGAAGAAGAGGACAAGGCAUUCUCACCGACACUGCUCGGUGAAAAUGUUCUUGACACAUUGAAAGCGGAGCUUGUCGAUACGCAGCGCGCGGUGUUGAACGCAAUGGCUACGACACACGCAGCGCCGACUACUGCGCUGCGUGAUACAAAAUGGGGCAAGACUAUUUACCACCAUGCACUGCGGCACGUCUCGUUUGAUCCAAUGGAUCUCGAGCAUAUGCGUGCACAGGCGCGUGAACUGGUCAAAUCCGCUGACGAAUCCACGGACGCCAUGGACGAAGCUAUAGACGAGGUGCCUGCAGACACUGUGGAUGCUCCCAAUAUUCCCCCAGCCGAUACUCCCUACGAUCCCGCGAACGCGCUCGAGGAAGAAGAGGAGCGCAAGCUCGAAGCGCAGCAGCAACCCUCUUCCUGGCUCGGCUGGCUCCGCCGUACCUAG